Molecule: messenger RNA, 1443 nt
Organism: Penicillium manginii
Lineage: Eukaryota; Fungi; Ascomycota; Eurotiomycetes; Eurotiales; Aspergillaceae
Product: LLM class flavin-dependent oxidoreductase
Exons: 4
Coding region: 1-1443 (480 amino acids)
Molecular function (GO): monooxygenase activity; oxidoreductase activity, acting on paired donors, with incorporation or reduction of molecular oxygen
Source: RefSeq, a predicted model, not a curated record
AUGGCACAAGCAUCUGAGGCUGGGAGUCAGAUAGAGAAGAAAGAAUGGAUCCUGAAUGGCUUUACUAUGAGCACUCCGGGCCAUCUAGCACCAGGACUUUGGCGCCACCCAAGAAAUCGCUCUGCCCAGUACACCGAUAUCGAGUACUGGACUGACAUGGCAAAAGUGCUAGAGAAAGGCAAAAUCCAUGCACUCUUUAUCGCCGAUGUGUUGGGAGCCUACGACGUGUAUAAAGGCCCAGACAACUUAGACCCUGGUCUUGCAGGAGUCGCCCAAUUUCCAAUUACGGAUCCCUUUCUCCCUAUAGCAGCGAUGGCCGCAGUUACGAAGGGCCUCUCGUUCGGAAUCACCGCCUCGACUACCUACGAGAAUCCUUUCCUCCUCGCCAGAAGAUUUGCGACACUCGAUCAUUUGACUAAAGGGCGUGUGGCUUGGAAUGCCGUCACAAGCCACCUUGAAUCCGCUGCGAGAAAUAUUGGCUUGGAAACCCAGAUCAAACAUGACGACCGUUACAAAAUCGCGGAUGAAUUCCUGACUUUGACGUACAAGCUAUGGGAAGGAUCAUGGCGCGAUGAUGCUGUAGCAAAGGAUGUUGAGAAGGGAGAAUACACAAUCGCCGGUCGCGUACGUCGCAUUAAUCAUGAAGGGGAGUUUUUUCGGUCGGCGGGUCCGUUGACAGUUGAACCCUCCAUUCAACGAACACCUUUCAUAUUCCAAGCCGGCACCAGUUCUGCUGGAAAGUCCUUCGCGACAAAGCAUGCUGAAUGUAUGUUUAUGGCCGGGAUGGAUCCGCAAGGGGCAAAGAAAUCAGUGGAUGAUAUUCGGGCACGUCUCGUUCAGGAUGGCAGAGACCCGAACAGUAUCAAAUUAAUUGUGGGAAUGCUUGCCAUUGUGGACGAGACGGACGAAAAGGCCCAGGCUAAGUAUGAAGAUUAUUUGAAAUAUGUGGAUCUUGAAGGCGCUGCGACGCUUUUCGGGGGCUGGACAGGAACAGAUCUUUCCACUUUCAGUGAUGAGGAAGACUUUCGAUUCACGGGCCCCGGUGCUAUUCAAAGCUUGGUCAACUCCUGGACGGAGACGAUCCCAGGUACUGAUGGGUUGAAGUGGACAAAGAAACGUGUUGCGCAAGAGAUCGCUCUUGGAGGACCGUCGCCUCGGGCAAUCGGUUCUCCCAAGACUGUGGCAGACAUUCUAGAGCGUUGGAUUCAGGAGAGUGGAAUUGAUGGCUUCAAUCUUGCCUAUGUGAUUAACCCUGGGGAUUUCGAAGACAUUGUUAAGUAUCUGCUACCGGAGCUUCGUUCGAGAGGAGUAUUCUGGGAUGAGUAUGCCGCGAAGACCACUCGCGAGAAUUUCUUCAACGAUGGCCUUGGCCCUCGUUUGAGAGAUGAUCACCCUGGUUCACAAUAUAAGUGGACCUCUGAUGAUAUAAACGGCUCCAGCUGA